UAAUUUUAUUAGUACAAAAAGUGUUAUUAAAAUGGCACGUUUAACAUAUCUAUUGUUGGGGUUUGCGAUUGUUGUAUCCGUUCUAGGUGCACCGUCAAAUAUUACCGAUGGUGACGAUAGAAUAUUAAAUGGUAAAAAAGCCGAAAAGAAUGAAUUUCCAUUUAUGGUUUCUCUUCAAGAAACAGAUUUUAAACCAAUUAAAUUUUGUGGUGGAGUCGUUAUCCAUAAAUCAUGGAUAUUAACAGCUGCUCAUUGUCUGAAACAAAAUUUCAAAAAACUUACAAUCAAUGCUGGUAAUAUAAAGGCUUAUGAUUAUGGUGGAACAUCUCAAAAUAGUGAAGUAGCCAAAAUUAUAUUACACGAUAAUUAUAUAAAAACAGAAAAGCAUGACGAUAUUGCCCUAUUGAAAUUAAGAAUUCCUUUACAAUUCACAAGCUCAGUUCAACCAAUUGCUUUGCCACCAACUGAUCACAAAGUUACUGGUAAAGGUAUGAUUCUUGGAUGGGGAGCAAUUAAUGCAGAUGAAUCUAAAUCGUCUGACUUUUUACUAAAAGCUGAACUACCCGUUUCGGAUCCAGAAGACUGUGAUCAAUUUGUAAGUUUUACCAAUCACAAUCAAUUAUGUCUUGGCCAUAAUGUAAAAGAAAAUGCUUGUAGUGGAGAUUCAGGUGGCCCAUUUGUACAAAAAGAUGCAAAUGGAAAACCAAUGGUGGUUGGUGUUGCAUCAUUUGGAAAAGAAGGAUGUCAUGAAUAUGUUCCUAUUGUUUAUACCGAAGUUGCACCUUAUGUAGAAUGGAUUAAAAAGACUAUGAAAACGAAAUGAAACCUAAGAACUUAAUUGAAUAAAGUAUUUUUUCUCAAAA
This is a messenger RNA of Chrysoperla carnea, 863 nucleotides long. RefSeq names its product trypsin-1-like. Gene Ontology annotation, molecular function: serine-type endopeptidase activity. Bases 32 to 823 code for a protein of 263 amino acids. The record is from RefSeq and is a predicted model, not a curated record. The transcript is spliced from 6 exons. Gene Ontology annotation, biological process: proteolysis. Lineage: Eukaryota; Metazoa; Arthropoda; Insecta; Neuroptera; Chrysopidae.